AGCUUGAUCCUUUGUAGGCUGUAAUAAAUUCAGCAAAAGCUUAUGAGCUUGUGUUCAUGGCAAGAUCACCGUUUGUUCCGAUGGAGGAGAGGGUGCAGGUGCCGGAGCAAGGCGCCGGAGGAGGAGCGAUCAAGGACCGGCUGGUGGAGCCGGAGGUGCUGCUGGUGCACAGCCAGGUCAGGAGGAUCAAGCAGGAGGACGAGGAGAUCAGGGAGCACCUCCUGAAGCUGCAGCUGCUGGAGACCAGGCCCGCCGGCCGUUUCUACGACCCGGUGGCAGCGCGGCGGGUCAUGCGGCCGCUGUCUCCGCUCCGGCGCGCCGGGAACGCCAUCUCGGUCGGAGACUGGGUGUAGUUCUUCGCCUCUGUUUCCCAUCAGCUACUGCUACCAGCACGUUGUAGAUACGUAGGGAGAGCGAGCCAUGGUGCCCGUCCAUGUUCUGCCUAUGUUCAUGGGAUCGGAGCUUAGUAGACGGUAGGGUAAUGGCAGCAUCGCCAUGUAUAGAAAGUAGCAGCACGUUGUGUUCUAGCUGUCUGUUGUUCUUGGUCUUGUAUAUAUGAGGGAGCUCACCUCCUCAUCAUGUCUGCUGUUGUGUUCUUUGAUCUGUUCUACCUGCUCACCAUGCGUGGUCUUGUGUUC
Phragmites australis (common reed) is the source of this 638-nucleotide messenger RNA. RefSeq lists its product as uncharacterized. The record is from RefSeq and is a predicted model, not a curated record. The transcript has a single exon. Bases 57 to 353 code for a protein of 98 amino acids. Lineage: Eukaryota; Viridiplantae; Streptophyta; Magnoliopsida; Poales; Poaceae.